AUGGCGCGGUUCCCGGCUGACCUCUUGCGGCAGGGCUGCGCGCCCUCCCACGACGCCGCCGCCGCCCACGUCCGGGGCCUGGUCGCCCUCCUCCUGAGGCACCAGGCGGAGAGGCGCCCGCUCCUCCAGAUCCACGCCCAGCUCGUUGCCCGCCAGGUGUUCGAUCGCCGUCCCACGCCCUGGCACGCGCUCCUCAAGGCCUACUCCCGCGGCCCUCUCCCCCAGGAGGCCCUGAGCCUCUUCAGGGACGCGCGCCGGCACGCGGCCGACGACACCUACGCCUUCGUGCACGCCCUCGGGGCCUGCGCGGCCCUGGCGUGGCCGCGGGCCGGCGCGCAGCUGCACGGGCUCGCCGUCCGCAAGGGGUUCGAGAUCCACGCCUACGUGCAUACCGCCCUUGUCAACGCAUAUGUCGUGUGCGGGUGCCUGGCGGAUGCUCGGAUUGCGUUCGAGGAGAUGCCGGCGAAGAAUGCGGUUACUUGGAACGUGGUGAUCACCGGGUUUGCUGCGCGGGGCGAGGUUGAGUACGCGAGGCUGCUCUUUGAGCGGAUGCCCUGUAGGAAUGUUGUCUCGUGGACCGGGAUGAUUGAUGGGUACACACGCUCCUGUCGGUCUGUGGAGGCCGUUGCUCUCUUUCGCCGCAUGAUGGCUGAAGGCGUUGAUCCAAGCGAGAUAACUGUUUUAGCGGUUGUACCUGCGGUAUCAAAUAUUGGAAGGAUUCUUUUGGGCGAGGCCUUGCACGGCUAUUGUGAGAAGAAGGGUCUUCUUGUGUUGGAUAUCCGAGUUGGGAAUUCGCUCAUAGACUUGUAUGCCAAGCUUGGGUCUAUAAACAACUCACUGAAGAUUUUCCAUGAAAUGCUGGGUAGGAGAAACUUGGUGUCAUGGACAUCAAUAAUUUCAGGGCUUGCAAUGCACGGGUUGUCAACUGAGGCAGUUGAACUGUUUGCAGAGAUGAGAAGAGCUGGAAUCAGGCCUAACAGAGUCACCUUCUUAAGUGUUCUCAAUGCUUGCAACCAUGGCGGGCUGGUCGAGCAAGGAGUACUGUUUUUCAGAAGCAUGGUUUAUGAAUACAAUCUAACUCCAGAGAUCAAACAUUUUGGUUGUAUCAUAGACAUGCUAGGGAGGGCUGGACGAUUAUGUGAGGCUGAGCAAGUAAUAAGUGGUCUGCCUAUGGAGGUUAAUUCAGUUGUGUGGAGGACACUGCUGGGUUGUUGCAGUAAGUAUGGAGAAGUGGAGAUGGGGAAGAGGGCAAUGAAGAAAAUACUAGACAUUGAAAGAGAAUCUGGAGGUGAUUUUGUGGUGGUAUCCAAUAUGCUUACUGAGCUCGGUAGGUUUAGUGAUGCUGAAAGAGCACGAAAGCUAGUAGAUGAGAGAAAUGCUGUUAAGGUUCCUGGGCUUGCUUUGGUUGAUGAGAGUCACAUUGUAAUGAUGGAAGCCAUAAAGAAGCUUCAUGGCCAUCUCAUUGUUUCUGGUCUGUACAAUUGCCAAUAUGCAAUGUCUAAGAUUCUCAGAUUCUAUGCUAUUCUACAACCAGAUUUGGCUCUUGCUCAUAAAGUAUAUGGGCAGAUUGAAGCACCAACAACUUACCUUCGGAAUAUCAUACUCAGGGGGCUUGCUCAAAGCGAUGCACCAGAAGAUGCAAUUGCUUUCUACAAGAAGGCUCGAGGAGAAGGUAUGGAGCCGGACAACCUGACGUUCCCAUUUGUAGUGAAGGCUUGUGCAAGGAUUAGUGCUCUUAAGGAAGGGAAACAGAUGCACAACCAUGUACUGAAAUUCGGGCUUCUUUCGGAUAUCUUCGUUUCCAAUUCGCUGAUUCAUCUAUAUGCUGCCUGUGGUGAUUUGUGCUGCGCAAGAUCUGUUUUCCAUGAGAUGCUGGUUAAGGAUGUGGUGUCCUGGAACUCUUUGAUAUGUGGAUACAGCCAGUGCAAUAGAUUACAAGAGGUCUUGAAGUUAUUCAGGUUGAUGCACGGCGAAGGAGUGAGAGCUGAUAAGGUCACUAUGGUCAAGGUUGUUUCUGCGUGCACUCGUCUAGGAGAUUGGAGCAUGGCAGAUUGCUUGGUCAAGUACAUAGAGGAUUACUGCAUAGAGGUGGAUAUCUACUUGGGCAAUACUUUGAUAGAUUACUAUGGCAGACGUGGGCAGCUGCAAUCGGCUGAAAAGGUUUUCUUCAACAUGAAGGAUAGGAACACCGUGACAAUGAACGCAAUGAUCACCGCAUAUUCGAAAGCGGGGGAUCUGGUCUCCGCAAGAAGGUUAUUCGAGGAAAUUCCUAGCAAAGAUCUGAUCUCAUGGAGCUCUAUGAUAUCCGGCUAUUCACAAGCCAGUCAGUUCUCUGACGCCUUGGAACUCUUCAGGCAGAUGCAGAGAGCCAAGGUGAAACCGGACGCGGUCGUGCUCGCGAGUGUACUCUCUGCCUGCGCGCACCUAGGCGCUCUCGAUCUCGGCAAGUGGAUCCACGACUACGUGAGGCGACACGGCAUCGAAGCCGACACCAUCCUGCACAAUUCUCUGAUCGACAUGUACGCGAAAUGCGGAAGCACCAAGGAGGCGCUGCAGGUCUUCAGAGAAACGAAAGAGAAGGACACCCUGUCAUGGAACUCGAUCAUAAUGGGGCUGGCGAACAACGGCUCCGAACACGAAGCCCUGGGCGCCUUCCGCGCCAUGCUCGCCGAAGGGUUCAGGCCGAACGAGGUCACCUUCCUCGGUGUGCUGAUCGCGUGCGCCAACGCGGAGCUCGUCGAGGAGGGGCUCGGCCACUUCGAGAGCAUGAGGUCGGUCCACGGCGUGGAGCCGCAGAUGAAGCACUACGGCGUCGUCGUCGACCUCCUGGGGCGCGCCGGUCGGCUGACGAAAGCGCUGGGGUUCAUCGCCGAGAUGCCCGUCGCUCCUGAGCCCGUCGUCUACAGGAUACUGCUGGGGGCGGCCAGAACGCACGGUGAUUUGGGCGUCGCCGAGGUGGCCGCCGAGAGGCUCAGGGAGCUGGACGGCGGGAACGGCGGGGACUACACGCUGAUGAGCAAUGCGUAUGCGGGGGCUGAUAGAUGGAGCGACGCCAUGGAGGUCAGGCAGCGGAUGGAGGAUAGGCGUGUGAGGAAAUUGCCCGCUUGCAGUGUCGUCGACUGCUGA
Molecule: messenger RNA, 3126 nt
Organism: Triticum turgidum subsp. durum (durum wheat)
Lineage: Eukaryota; Viridiplantae; Streptophyta; Magnoliopsida; Poales; Poaceae
Source: the annotation of a GenBank genome assembly